This is a messenger RNA of Plasmodium vivax (malaria parasite P. vivax), 1488 nucleotides long. RefSeq names its product falcipain-like protein. The transcript has a single exon. Gene Ontology annotation, molecular function: cysteine-type endopeptidase activity. The record is from RefSeq and is a predicted model, not a curated record. Gene Ontology annotation, cellular component: lysosome. Bases 1 to 1488 code for a protein of 495 amino acids. Lineage: Eukaryota; Apicomplexa; Aconoidasida; Haemosporida; Plasmodiidae.
AUGGACUACCACAUGCAGUACAACGCCCAGGACCCCAUAAACGGGGAAAGGAAGGGGUUCGUGGGGCAGGGCUACAUUGACAAGGCCAUUUUGAAGAAAAAGAAAAACUGCCUGAUCCUCCUGUCCGUCUCGGCCAUCUGCAUAUUCGUGUGCUCGGCAUUUUACUUCACGAGACCCGCAAAAAGGGAUGGAGGGGUUACCUACAAAAUUGCAGACAAAGUGGACGACGAUUAUAUUAUUAAUUUUCUGCUAAAGAGCAAAAAUGGAAAAAAGUUCAUCGCUUCCAAAGUGCAGGAAUUAAUAUCAACGUAUGACGUGAAGAAGGAAAACCUCCCCGCUCAGCAUGGAGGCACCUAUAAGCGCUUUGCAAAGAGAGACCAAUGCACCAGAAAUAAUUGCAGCGUUAGUCCGUAUGGGAAAAAUGCAGCUCAGGUGGAGGUGGUAGCCCAGGUGAAUCUCGUAAACCCUCUGGUUGACACCAAAUUUUUGAUGGCCAAUUUGGAGACGGUGAACUCGUUCUACCUCUUCAUGAAGGAGCACGGGAAGGAGUACAGCACAGCGGAUGAAAUGCAACAGAGGUACCUCUCCUUUGCGGAAAACUUGGCAAAGAUAAAGGCACACAACAGUAGGGAGAAUGUCCUUUACAGAAAAGGAAUGAAUCGCUUUGGAGAUCUCUCCUUUGAAGAAAUAAAGAAGAAAUAUUUGACGCUCAAAAGUUUUGACCUCAAAUCAGAUGGUAUUAAAUCACCAAGAGUUAGCGAUUACGACGAUAUAAUUCAUAAGUACAAACCGAAGGAUGGCACUUUCGAUUACGUGAAGCAUGACUGGAGAGAGUUUAACGCGGUAACCCCUGUGAAGGACCAAAAGAAUUGUGGUGCCUGCUGGGCCUUUAGCACAGUGGGAGUUGUAGAGUCCCAAUACGCAAUCAGAAAAAAAGAGUUAGUCUCCCUAAGUGAGCAAGAAAUGGUAGACUGUUCUUUUAAAAACUAUGGCUGUGAUGGAGGCAACAUCCCAAUAGCCUUUGAAGACCUACUCGACUUGGGAGGCAUCUGCAAAGAAAAGGAAUACCCCUAUGUAGAUGUCACUCCAGAACUCUGCGACAUUGAUAGGUGCAAAAAUAAAUAUAAAAUUACCACCUAUGUGGAAAUUCCGCAACUUCGUUUUAAGGAGGCCAUCAAAUUUUUGGGACCCAUCAGUGUGAGCAUUUGUGCAAAUGACGAUUUCGUGUACUACGAGGGAGGCCUGUUUGAUGGCUCCUGUGGAUUCUCUCCCAACCAUGCCGUCAUCCUUGUUGGCUACGGAAUGGAAGAAAUGUAUGAUGCCAUGAGCCGAAAGAAUGAAAAGCGCUACUACUUUUGGCUGAAGAAUUCUUGGGGUGAGAAAUGGGGAGAAAAGGGAUACAUGAAGAUUCAAACGGAUGAAUACGGGUUGAUGAAGACUUGCUCGCUGGGUGCUCAGGCAUUCGUGGCUUUGAUUGACGAAGUUUGA